Molecule: messenger RNA, 1551 nt
Organism: Parathielavia appendiculata
Lineage: Eukaryota; Fungi; Ascomycota; Sordariomycetes; Sordariales; Chaetomiaceae
Exons: 2
Coding region: 425-1462 (345 amino acids)
Source: RefSeq, a predicted model, not a curated record
AUGUGUCGAGUAUCUACUGCUCGCCAUCCACUUGCGGCAUCGGACGGUUGAUUUGAGGCAGAAGACCGAGGUUGAGGAUGUCGCGUUGUGGAACGCUGCUCGCCCCACAACUCGGCAUUAGUGUCGUCCACGACACGACACGGCUUGCCGGGGUGCUCCCAGUCCCCAUUAAGUUUCAAUGGAAGCUCCGGCACGACAAAAUUGCCGCUCUGAUAAAGGCGAACUUGACGUUGUCCCGAGUCGAGUUUUCGACUGUUCACUCCUUCACUUGGUUGUAUUAUUAUUCUAUUUCAGGCCCAGCAGUCAUACCAUUUCCUUCUACAUUGUUUAUUGUCUUAGUUGACCAAUUGAUUCGGCUUCGUUACCGGAUACAAACGGAAACCCCCGUUUCACUCAGACAGCUCCUCCGGGCCAUUCGACCGUCAUGCUCACUCCUAAUAAACUUGCCAUAUCGGCAGCGUGGCUGUUGCUCCUCGGGGCGACAUCAGCAGCCGAGCGAGCCGCUGUCGACAGCUCCGACGUCACAACGACCAUUACCACGGUGCUGACUACCACCACCGGGGUGCCAACUUUGCUCUCCACUGCGCCAAACGAUGCGACAGACAGCGUCCUCAGCACGACGACAGGCGCCGCCAGGCCAGCACCCACCAACCAAAAAGGCGCUGCCGAGUUGGCCGCUUGCCACAACACAGACGGCGAGUUCAGGCCGUUCUGCCUGCCCAAGCACAACGACGUCUACUACCCAGACUCGAUGCACUACAUAACCUGGGACCCCUCUUUCUUCCCAGGCGCCAACACGACCCUCAAGCUCAUCGGCUUCUACACCAACACCUCGGAACCAACCCCGACCAACGCGGGCCCGCCGACCGGCGAAGAACGAGCUUUCAGCUCCGAGGACAUCGAAGCAGGCUGGGGCCUAUACGAAUGGCACAUCCCCGGGUCGCUGCUCUCCCGCACGGGCCACGAGCUGAUCAACAUCACCCUGCACAUGGUGGCGCUGCCCAAGGGCGCCGCCCGCGCGCAGUGGCUGACGGGGCCGACCAUCACGCUGCGGUGGAAGCCGAAGCCGCCUCCGGCGCCGAAGCCCCCGAAGAACAGCGCGCAGGAGCUGUACAUUGCGCUGCCCCUCGUGUUUGGGUUCGCCGUGCUUAUGAUUGUGGGCACCUUCUUUAUGAAUAGGCAGAUUAGGCGGAUUGGUGUCGGGAAUGUCAUAACCAGGACGCGUAGGGGUGCUGCUGGGGUGCUGGGGAGGAGGAAAGGGGGUAAUGGUGUCGGGGCGAGUAAGAGGGAUCGGGCGAGGAAUCAGGAUAAGGAAUUGGGGAUUCGGUUGAUGGAGCGGGAUGGGGCGGUGAUGGAGUCCGAUGAGGAGAGGGCGGGCAGUUGGGAGGAGGGCUGGGGGAGUCAGGACAGUGGCGGGGCUGGGAGGAGGGUAUUCGAGAGGGUUGGUGGUAAAAGAGACUAACUAGGGGCUGGGUAGGUUGUACCUUGGGGCACGAAUUGGCGUUGGCUUGGGGAGAAUUGAAUAUAGACGCGAGCAAUACAAGAAGCGAG